Molecule: messenger RNA, 306 nt
Organism: Pediculus humanus corporis (human body louse)
Lineage: Eukaryota; Metazoa; Arthropoda; Insecta; Psocodea; Pediculidae
Product: protein transport protein SEC61 subunit gamma, putative
Exons: 3
Coding region: 1-306 (101 amino acids)
Biological process (GO): post-translational protein targeting to membrane, translocation; protein targeting
Cellular component (GO): Ssh1 translocon complex; membrane
Molecular function (GO): transmembrane protein transporter activity
Source: RefSeq, a predicted model, not a curated record
AUGGAUCAAGUCACAAAAUUAGUUGAGCCAGGAAAACAAUUUGCCAAAGAUUCCAUUAGGCUCGUUAAAAGAUGUACGAAACCUGAUAGAAAAGAAUUCCAAAAAAUAGCAGUGGCUACUGCAAUCGGGUUUUGUAUUAUGGGAUUUAUCGGAUUUUUUGUCAAAUUAAUACACAUACCAAUUAACAACAUCAUAGUAUUUAAAAAAGAAUUUUAUUUGAGACAUAAAAUAUUGUUUAAAGUUUUAGUCAAUUACAUUUUUUUAAAUUCCAAAAAGUAUCGUCGAGCUUUGAUUGUUUACUUCUAG